AUGGUCAAGCGGCUUUUGGGUUUGUCAUUAGAGAUGAGGAAGGAAAAAAUGCUGUGUGGGGCUGGGAGUCUUGAUAAUUCAGACUCCAUUCUGUUGGCAGAGGCCAAGGGGUUGCAGGAAGGUAUUAGAGGAGCUAAGUCCCUGGGUAUUUCAAAUAUUAUUGUUGAAGGUGAUAACUUGGUUGUCAUCAAUUCAAUUAGAAAACUGUGGAAAAUCCCUUGGAUAAUCAAGUCCAUUAUCUUAGAUACAGAAAAGGAACUUGCUAAUUUUGAUGAGGUUCAAAUUUAUCAUGUUUUCAGGGAAGCAAAUAUGGCUGUUGACUGGAUGGCGCAUCGUGGGCAAGUGACGGCUCUCACCACCUACUGGUUUGAUGUUCCUGAUUUACCUUUUGCUUUAAUCAUCCGUAAGGAUGCUUUAGGGUGGCCCAAAUCUUGGGAUCCACCUUAG
Molecule: messenger RNA, 447 nt
Organism: Beta vulgaris subsp. vulgaris (sugar beet)
Lineage: Eukaryota; Viridiplantae; Streptophyta; Magnoliopsida; Caryophyllales; Amaranthaceae
Exons: 1
Coding region: 1-447 (148 amino acids)
Molecular function (GO): nucleic acid binding; RNA-DNA hybrid ribonuclease activity
Source: RefSeq, a predicted model, not a curated record